UAGGGGUGGUUUGUCCCAUGUGACCUUGCAGUGUGAUCACCCAGGACCGGGAGAGAUGAAUGGAGCGGCGUGGGGGGCGGCCCUGGGGCUGCUCAGGACAUGUGGAGCGAUAAAAAGUUCCUGGUGCCGAACUGUACUUGUGAGUGCGCAGAGAUGUCAGAAUACCGCAAGUGAUGUCAACGCGGAGGAGGAAAGGGUCCCGAAACACAGCCUGUUUCCGCCUAUUCCUGGGGAGUCCAGCACUUUGCGAUGGGAUGGAAAAAAAUUUGAAGAGUUGCCAGUUGUCCAUAUAAAAGCCACAUACAAUAACACACAUCUUCAGAUCACAAGCUUUGACAACAAGUCUUUAGUGCGUACAUCGUGUGGUACAGAAGGCUUCAGAAAUGCCAGGAAAAGCUCUUCAGUAGCAGCCCAAACAGCUGGGAUGGCAGCAGCAACUAAAGCUGUGGAUAAAGGUCUUUCCUUUGUGAGAGUUGUAGUGAAAGGCAUGGGACCUGGAAGAACACAUGCCAUCAAAGGGUUAACAAUGGGAGGACUGGAAGUGGUAUCCCUUACCGAUAAUACACCCAUCCCACACAAUGGCUGCCGCCCACGGAAACCUCGGAGACUGUAAACGAGAAUGCUCUAGGAGCGCUGAAACACAGCAGCCCGUGCCGUUCCAGCAGAACAGUGAAUGGAAGAAGCCGCUCACUUCGGCUGCACGGUGUCGGGGUCGUGAAGUAUUUCCUUUUAUGACGGGGUUUUUUCUUUUUCUUUUUUUUUUUUU
This is a messenger RNA of Rana temporaria (common frog), 766 nucleotides long. It is a transcript of the gene MRPS11, whose product is annotated as mitochondrial ribosomal protein S11. The coding region runs from base 56 to 613 and encodes 185 amino acids. The transcript is spliced from 6 exons. NCBI's taxonomy places the organism in Eukaryota, Metazoa, Chordata, Amphibia, Anura, Ranidae. Gene Ontology annotation, cellular component: mitochondrial small ribosomal subunit; ribosome. The record is from RefSeq and is a predicted model, not a curated record. Gene Ontology annotation, biological process: ribosomal small subunit assembly; maturation of SSU-rRNA from tricistronic rRNA transcript (SSU-rRNA, 5.8S rRNA, LSU-rRNA); translation. Gene Ontology annotation, molecular function: small ribosomal subunit rRNA binding; mRNA 5'-UTR binding; structural constituent of ribosome.